Messenger RNA from Closterium sp. Naga37s-1, 1695 nucleotides. NCBI's taxonomy places the organism in Eukaryota, Viridiplantae, Streptophyta, Zygnematophyceae, Desmidiales, Closteriaceae. The record is from the annotation of a GenBank genome assembly.
AUGCCCCUCGUUUCCCCCCUUUGUACGUUCAGCCUCUUCCCUCCCUGCCCCUCCCCUCCUCCCCCCCUGCCCUUUGCGUUCCCCUCGUUACGCUCCCUUCUCCCCAUCCCUGCUGCCCUCUUGCCACCAUCAGCCCAUCCGCACCACCAGCCCCCCUCCCACCCUUCUCUCCCCCCCUCCCUUUCCCUCUCUCUCUCUCUCUCUCUCUCUCUCUCUCUCUCUUCUUCUCACACACACACGCACACUCCCCUCCCCCACCCCCCACCCACAUCCUCCCAUUCCGCCCCUCCCUGCCCCUUUCCCACGCCCCUCGCACGCCCCUCACCUCCCACCUCCGUGCAACUGGUUUCCCCCCUAUGGUGCCUCCCUUGCAUCGCUCGCCCCUCUGCUCACCCUCUGCCCGCCCCUUUUCCGUGCCCUCAGCUGGCCCAGCCCCUGCCCGUUGCUGCCCCUCCCGUUGCCCGCUCAACUCCCCUGCUCCCCGUACACCCCAGUCCCAUCCAACCGCCCCCACCCUCCCCCGGCUGCCCGUUUCCGCUCUCCACCCCCGCGACCGUGUGCGGCUUCCAACCGCCCAACGGUGGUGCGCACGGGGCGUUUCUUCGCACGGGCAAGCCUCCCCGGGGGGCCCCCACCCCGCUGAGUCGUUGUUCGGGUCACACCCCCUGCCCCCUCAUGCCAUCCGCUCCCCCCGCCCCCACCCUCCGCGUGCCCGCUCCCUUGCCGCCUCUUUUGACCCUCCCUGCCCCCCUCGCCGUUUCCCACCACCCGCCAUUCGCUCCUCCCCGCCCGUGCGCUCCCCUCGUUUACCUUCUCCUCCCCCCUCCCCUCCUCUGCUGCACGCCUCUUCCUUCCCCUCGCCGACCCACUCCACUCCCUGCCCCUCCUCAAUCCGCACCCUGCCCCUCGUAUCUCGCCCCCCUAUGCUUGCUUCUCCCCUCCCUGCCCCUCCCUCCUCCCUGCCCUGCCCCUCAUUUUCCGCCCCCCCACGCCCGGUUUCUCCCCUCCCCGCGCCUCCCUUUCUUUCUCCGUGCCUCUCCUUUGCUCCCUCCCUGCCCCCGCCUGCCCUAUGCCCCUGUCUUUGGCUUCUCCCCUCCCUGCCCCACGUUUCUUCCCUCCCUGCCCCCCCUCUUCCCCUCCCUUGUUUUCCCCUCACCCAUUGCUUCUCCCCUCCCUGCCCUUGAUUUCCCGCACCCCUGCCCUUGUUUCCUACCAUCCAUGCCCCUCGUUUCCCCCCUUUGUACGUUCAGCCUCUUCCCUCCCUGCCCCUCCCCUCCUCCCCCCCUGCCCUUUGCGUUCCCCUCUCCUCCCAUUCCUGCCCCUCCCUGCCCCUUUCCCACGCCCUCGCACGCCCCUCACCUCCCACCUCCGUGCAACUGGUUUCCCCCCUAUGGUGCCUCCCUUGCAUCGCUCGCCCCUCUGCUCACCCUCUGCCCGCCCCUUUUCCGUGCCCUCAGCUGGCCCAGCCCCUGCCCGUUGCUGCCCCUCCCCGUUGCCCGCUCAACUCCCCUGCUCCCCGUACACCCCAGUCCCAUCCAACCGCCCCCACCCUCCCCCGGCUGCCCGUUUCCGCUCUCCACCCCCGCGACCGUGUGCGGCUUCCAACCGCCCAACGGUGGUGCGCACGGGGCGUUUCUUCGCACGGGCAAGCCUCCCCGGGGGGCCCCCACCCCGCUGAGUCGUUGUUCGGGGUAA